AUGGAUCCGUCUGAUCUCAAGCAUAUGCCCACGCCUCGUUCUUCCCGCGACAACCCUCCAUUUUCCCCAAAAGCGCCUCUUUUAUCUCCCGACGCCCCUCGUUCUCCCUCGGCGAACCAGCUCCACUCGAAAAAGAACCGCCUAUUUCGCUCCACAGAUUGUCGCCAACCCCCCGGCGAAUCAUCUCUCCGUUUUUCCCAGCGCCGCCAUUUCUCCGCCGCGCGUUCGUUGCCCUCGGGCUCCAACGCGCCCGCGCAUCUCGUUUCGCCGUUGGACCCGUCACUCUCCUCCUCCUCUUCCGAUGAGGAGGACUUUCCAAUCGCCGUCCACCGUGCAGCACCGCUCCAAACCGCGCAACCGCCCGUUUUUUCCGCGCAUCUCUCCGCGCAGCCGGCCCCCCCGCAGGGCGCGUCCGCGCGCCUCCCCGCCUCGUGGUUUCAAGAAGCGGCGGCGGGAGCGGAUCGGUGGGGUGCCCGGGGUAAGGAGGAAGUAAAGAGAGAAAAUGCAGAGGAUGAAAUUGAGGAAGGGGAGGUAUUCUCUGAUGAGGAAGAUGCAGAGGAAGGUACAGAGGAAGGAGCAGCGGAAGAAACGGAGGAAGACGCAAAGGAAGAUGCCACGAAGGAUGAGCCAAAGGAAACCUCGAUGGGAGAUAAUCAGCAACAGAGAGUGAUGGAGGUAGAGGAACGAGAGGAGAGGGAGAGGGAGAGGGAGAGGGAGAGGGAGAGGGAGAGGGAUAGGGAGAGGGAGAGGGAGAGGGAGAGGGAUAGGGAGUCAGGGACGCAGCGAGUAGCUAAGGUAGAGCCAGAUACUGCUAUGGAUGUUGAGACCAAAGGUUCAGUAGGGUGGGAGGGGGAGGAGCGAAAGUUGCAGGCGAGGGUGAAGACGGAGCGAGAAGAAGGAUGCAGCGAGAAGGAGAGUGGGCCUGGUGGCUGCUCUGCUAGUGGGGUUGGUAUGGGUGGUGCGCGUGACGUGUGUGGUAUGGGUGGUGUGGUUGGUGUGACUACCAAGGUGAAUGAUGAAGGUGGGGCGAAACGGAGGGAGUUAACUCGGAACAUACCUGGUGGUGGCGCUGCUGCAGUGGCCCACUUCUGGCAGGACGAGGCGGAAUACAACUCCCUACACAAGAUGCGAGCGCAGGACACUGGUCUCCCCUGGGGAGUGAUGGAGGGGUGUGAGGGGUGCCGUUACCGCGGGUGCUACCGAUGCUGCCACGUGUCGGCACGCUGGAAGCCGGAUGAGUCACGACGGCCCUCCGUGGGAGAGGCACCCACGUUCUACCCCACUGCCGAGGAGUUUGCCAAUCCAGUGCGCUACAUCCAGUCAAUCCAGCGGUUAGCAGAGGAGCACGGGAUAUGCCGCAUCGUGCCGCCCGCCUCCUGGACGCUCCCUGCGGGCGCCUCUCUCUCCCAGGAGCACCUGCGCUCCCUACGCUGCCGCUACCCCACACGUGUGCAAGAAGUCAGCCGCCUGCAGGUCCGCAAGCCCUGGACGGCAGCUGCUGGAAACAGCCGGGGUUAUCAGGAGCACCCCCACCAGAAGAUGCAGCAGCAGCAGCAACCAGAACCAGCACACCUGCAGCAACAGCCGCACCACCAGCAGCAGCAGCAGCACCUGCAGCAGCAGCAGCAGCAGCAGCAGCAGCAGCAGCAGCAGCAGCAGCAGCGGCAGCGGCACCAGUACCAACAGCGGCAGCGGCAGCAGCACUAUAUCCCCCCAGUCACCUCAGUGGACAACAUUCCAAUCAUUCUCGCCCUUGCAGCCCCUGGUGGUCCCAAUGACACCUGGCACGAGAAAUCCCCCAAGAUUAAAGCCCUUUCUUGCAUCGGCUCCCCUAAAAGAACCCUCCACUGGAUCAGCAAGGGCCAUCGGACACACAGAGGGGUGGGCGGUAGCACAGGAGGGUUGAGUGCGGUGGAGGGGGAGUUUUGGAGGGUUGUGGAGGCACCAAGCGAGCGUAUAGAGGUGCUGUAUGCAUCGGACGUGGAGAGGCACAACAUACAACCUGCUCCCACCACACCGCACGUGAAAGCAAAAGCAGCAGCAAAUCCUGAUGCAGCACCGUCAAGGCUGGCAGCACUAGCAGCGGUAGCAGCACUUGAUGAUGCUGAUUUGACUGGUGCCGAACUAAGGGGCUUUGAUGCAGCAAGCCCAGCAGCACCUGCAGCAAAUUCGGCAGCAAUGGAAGACCAUUUGCUGCCACCGCAUGUGGAGGAUCAUCAUCUCAACUCACUCAACUACUUGCACUGGGGGCGUCCCAAGGUGUGGUACGGAGUGGCCAGCAGGCAUGCAGAGCGGUUUGAAGCGGUGAUGCGCAAGCGCCUGCCCGAGGCCUUCCGUGGCAUAGAUGACCUGCUGCAAAGCCUUGUGACGCAGCUGUCCCCGGCUGUGUUGCAGCAGGAGGGCAUUCCUGUGGUGCGCCUCGUGCAGCACCCCAACGAGUUUGUGGUCACCUUUCCGCGAGCCUACCACUCAGGUUUCAACGUCGGGUUCAACUGUGCCGAGGCUGUCAACAUGGCACCACCUGAUUGGCUGCAGCACGGGCUGCGGGCAGUGGAGGGUUAUUGUUCCAUUAAGCGUAGCGCCACUCUCUCCCAUGACAAACUGCUGCUGCGCGCUGCUGCUACUGUCCUUGAAGCUGCUGCUGCUGCAGCUGCUGCUGUUGCUGCUGCUGGUGCUGUCCUUGAAGCUGCUGUUGAUGCUGCUGGUGCUGAUGCUGAUACUGCUGCUGCUGCUGCUGCUGCUGCUGCUGCUGCUGCUGCUGCUGAGGGGGCAGUGUGGUGUGAGAAUGCGGAGACAAUAUGUGUUGCUUUAGAGGAGCGAGUGUCUCUUGAGAAGAGCCGGCAACAAGCUCUUCUCCUACCUGCCACGCUGUCGCCACCGUCGCAGCCGUCGCAAUCAGCUCAAGCACCUACUUUCCGCAUCUCACGCGUCAACACAUUCCCUCCGCCCUCGGGCACAGCCCCACCCUCGGCUCCACAACGCUCCUCAUGCCCUUCAUCUCAGGCAACGGAGCGACCCCGAGCCGCACAAGCCGCACAAGCAGCACAAGCAGCGCAAUCCAUACCUGAUUUGGAUUUCCUGCAGUGCUGCUACUGCUCCAACGACCUCUACCUCUCCUUUGCCUCGUGCUGCCGUGCAUGCUUCCCCAGGCAACCUGGCACCACCAGUGCAGCAGCAGGCGGGUCCGUCCUAGAAGCAGCACUUAGAGCACCACCACCAACAGCAGCAGCUACAGCAGAAGCAGAUGAAGCAGACCCGGUGCUGUUUGUGAGGUACACUGUGGAAGAGAUGGAGGAUAUAGUGCAGCUACUGAAGGAGCUUAAAAGGUGUACAAGUGGGCAGCAGAAGGCAGGUGCAGAUGAGGCAACUGUUGGGGCUGGCAGGACUCGUGCUGGGGGGGAAGGGGGAGCUUUUGGGGUUGCUGCUGGUCCUGCCACUGCCCCUGCUACUGCUGCAGUGAAGGCUGCUGCUACUGCUGCUGCUACUGCUGCUGCUGCUGCUGCCGCUGCUCCUUCUGCUUCCACUGCUCCUGCUGCUCCUGUUUUAACCUCCCCUCCCUCUCGUGCUGCUGUUAGGGCUGCGUUUUCCUCCACAGCCUCACAGCAACCUCCCUCCCCAGCCCCGUCCAUCCCACCCAGAGCACCUGCGGUUCGUGCUGCCUUUCCUGCCAGAGACGGGCACCUGGACGGGCACAUUGACGGGCAGGUGGAGGGGCAGGUGGAGGGGUACGUGGAGGGGCGGGAGGCGCGGGUGCUGCGGUACCGGGAGAAGCGGCGCAACCGGCUCUUCUCCAAGACCAUCCGCUACCAAGUGCGCAAAGUCAACGCCGACCGCCGCCCGCGCGUCAAGGUGUGCUCUUGGGGGAGGAGAUGGGAUUUGAAGGCUGUUGCGGUUUUCUUUCAUGGCUUCUGUUAG
Messenger RNA from Closterium sp. Naga37s-1, 3915 nucleotides. The record is from the annotation of a GenBank genome assembly. NCBI's taxonomy places the organism in Eukaryota, Viridiplantae, Streptophyta, Zygnematophyceae, Desmidiales, Closteriaceae.